This is a messenger RNA of Cuculus canorus (common cuckoo), 1942 nucleotides long. RefSeq names its product autocrine motility factor receptor (gene AMFR). Gene Ontology annotation, cellular component: ubiquitin ligase complex; endoplasmic reticulum; cytosol. The transcript is spliced from 14 exons. Gene Ontology annotation, biological process: protein K48-linked ubiquitination; ubiquitin-dependent protein catabolic process; endoplasmic reticulum unfolded protein response. Bases 35 to 1882 code for a protein of 615 amino acids. The record is from RefSeq and is a predicted model, not a curated record. Gene Ontology annotation, molecular function: ubiquitin binding; ubiquitin protein ligase activity. Lineage: Eukaryota; Metazoa; Chordata; Aves; Cuculiformes; Cuculidae.
CUCCGCCCCGGGGCGGGCCCCGCGCGCUGCCGCCAUGCCGCUGCUGUUCCUGGAGCGCCUGCCCUGGCCCAGCCUGCGCACCUACGCGGGGCUGAGCGGGCUGGCCCUGCUGGGGGCCGCGCUCAGCGCGCACCGCGGGCUCGGGCCCGGCCCCGCCGCCGGGGACGUGGCCGCCUUCCUGCUCGCCGACAGCCUCUGCGUCUGGGUAUUGGUGAACACUGCCUGCUGUUUUCUGAUGUUGGUUGCUAAGCUGAUCCAGUAUAUGGUGUUUGGUCCUCUUCGUGUCAGCGAGAGGCAGCAUCUCAAGGAUAAAUUCUGGAAUUUCAUUUUCUACAAGUUCAUCUUCAUUUUUGGUGUGCUGAAUGUUCAGACAGUGGAAGAAGUGGUGAUGUGGUGUCUCUGGUUCUCUGGACUUGUGUUUCUUCAUCUUAUGGUUCAGCUCUGCAAGGAUCGCUUUGAAUAUCUUUCCUUUUCUCCUACUACGCCCAUGAGCAGCCACAUCAGAGUCCUGAGCCUGCUCAUCGCCAUGCUCCUCGCCUGCUGUGGAUUAGCUGUCGUCUGUGGUGUUAUUGGAUACACUCACGGCAUGCACACCUUGGCUUUCAUGGCAGCAGAGUCUCUGCUGGUGACUGUCAGAACUGCUCAUGUGAUUUUACGAUAUGUAAUUCAUCUCUGGGAUCUCAACCAUGAAGGAACAUGGGAGGGCAAAGGCACUUAUGUCUACUACACAGAUUUUGUCAUGGAGCUAACCUUGCUUUCACUGGACUUGAUGCAUCAUAUUCACAUGCUGCUGUUUGGCAAUAUCUGGUUGUCGAUGGCGAGCCUGGUGAUUUUUAUGCAGCUGCGCUACCUGUUUCACGAGGUUCAACGAAGAAUUCGGCGGCACAAGAACUACCUUCGUGUGGUUGGAAACAUGGAAGCUAGGUUUGCAGUUGCGACACCCGAGGAGCUAGCAGUCAAUAAUGAUGACUGUGCCAUUUGCUGGGACUCCAUGCAGUCUGCACGUAAACUCCCUUGCGGCCAUCUCUUCCACAACUCAUGUCUGCGCUCCUGGCUGGAACAAGAUACAUCUUGUCCCACCUGCAGAAUGUCACUUAAUAUCACUGACAGCCAUCAUGUGAGGGAAGAUCACCAAAGGGAAAAUCUGGAUGAGAACCUGGUCCCAGUGGCAGUGGCAGAAGGCAGACCACGCUUGAACCAGCACAAUCACUUCUUCCACUUUGACGGCUCUCGGAUUGCCAGCUGGCUGCCCAGCUUUUCAGUAGAAGUGAUGCACACGACAAACAUCCUCGGUAUCACCCAAGCCAGCAACUCGCAGCUUAAUGCUAUGGCCCAUCAGAUUCAGGAGAUGUUCCCUCAGGUUCCUUAUCAUUUAGUUCUACAAGAUCUACAGCUGACGCGUUCCGCAGAGAUCACCACUGACAACAUCUUAGAAGGGCGCAUCCAGGUGCCUUUCCCCACACAGCGUGUGGAUAGCAUUAGACCUGCAUUAAACAGCUCUGUGGAGCGGCACAGUACUGAUCAGGAGGAUACUGAAACUGUCACCCAGACUGAGAGAGUGCCACUUGAACUGAACUCAAGACUGGAAGAAAUGGAAUUCAGCGAAAUGGAAGCAGAGCCUAGUGAAGCAGAAGAUUUUGAGGCCAGGGGAAGUCGCUUUUCAAAGUCAGCUGAUGAAAGACAGCGUAUGUUGGUUCAGCGGAAGGAGGACUUGUUGCAGCAAGCUCGAAAGCGUUAUUUGAACAAAACCUCUGAUGAGGAAUUGACCACAGAGAAGCCCUCUCCUCUGCCUGAGGGAGCAUCCGCCGAUCCUGUCACCUUGCGUCGCAGGACGCUUGCAGCUGCUGCUGAACGGAGACUUCAGAUGCAACAAAACUCUUAGCGCUCAUUGCCCCUCCUUCCUCCUCCUCGUGAGCAAUGUCAAAUAAAUAAAUUUAAUACA